GGAGAAAUAGGCUUCCCUGGAAUGCUGGGACAAAAAGGAGAGAUGGGCCCAAAGGGACAAUCUGGAGUACCAGGACACAGAGGACCUAUAGGAAGACCCGGAAAACGAGGCAAACAAGGACUAAAGGGAGACAUUGGACCUGCGGGUAUCAUGGGUCCACCUGGAAGACCUGGUCCUUCUGGCCAGCCGGGCCCCCCUGGACCUUCAGGAUCAGGGCAAUUUGCAAUAGGACCAAAAGGGGAAAGAGGACUUCCAGGUCCCCCAGGCAGAUGUCUCUGCAGAUCCCCACAACAUGCGAAUAACCCGCCACAUGAGGAACCUGUAUUUGGACACAGUUAUCCAAAAGUCCCUGCGAUUUUUGUGGUGAAUAAUCAAGACGAAUUGGACCGGUUAACCACUGAAAAUGCCUUGGCUUUCAGAAGAGAUCAGAGAUCUUUGUAUUUCAAGGAUACCUUUGGAUGGCUCCCAGUCCAGCUCACCCCUUUCUAUCCCGUGGAUUACCGCUUCGAGCCUGGCAGCACCUGCGGAGAUGGGAUCAUACAGGAUGGGGAAGAGUGCGACGAUGGCAACGCAGUUGUGACUGAUGACUGUAUAAGAUGCCGCCGUGCUUACUGUGGAGAUGGCUACAGACACGAAGGAGUUGAAGACUGCGAUGGGAAAGAUUUUGGAUAUUUGACAUGUAAAACGUAUCUCCCCGGGUCUUACGGAAAAUUGCGAUGCACUUCUUACUGCUACAUUGACUCUACACAGUGUCGAUAUUUCACAUGA
Molecule: messenger RNA, 768 nt
Organism: Eurypyga helias (sunbittern)
Lineage: Eukaryota; Metazoa; Chordata; Aves; Eurypygiformes; Eurypygidae
Gene: COLQ
Product: collagen-like tail subunit (single strand of homotrimer) of asymmetric acetylcholinesterase
Exons: 8
Molecular function (GO): heparin binding
Source: RefSeq, a predicted model, not a curated record